AACGUACAUUAUUGCAAUGAGUUGACUCAUCCUCUAGUUCGGUACUGCUAGAUCUUUGAUUACAGAUCGAUCAUUAGAGCGCAAUGGAAGAAGUGAAGGUUCUGGGAUUUUGGCCUAGCCCCUAUAGCCACAGAGUGAUAUGGGCUCUGAAGCUGAAGGGUGUGAAGUAUGAGUACAUAGAAGAAGACCUCGGCAACAAGAGCCAUAUGCUGCUGCAGUACAACCCUGUUCACAAGAUGACUCCUGUGAUUGUUCAUGGCGGCAGACCUAUAGCCGAGUCCGUCGUCAUCCUUCAAUACAUCGAAGACACCUGGCCUCAUAAUUACCCUCUGCUGCCGAAGGAUGCCCACGAGAGGGCUUUAGCUCGGUUCUGGAUUAAAUUCGGAGACGAUAAGCGUCCCAUUUUCUCAGUAUUUUUCCAAGUUUCAGAAGAGAGAGAUCGGGGGGAUGAAAUGAAAGAAGUGUUGGAGUUUCUGAAAAUCUUGGAAGAGCAAGCUCUUGGGGACAAAAAAUUUUUCGGUGGAGACAAAAUAGGAAUGGUAGACAUAGUGUAUGGAUGGCUUAGUUACUUGUUCAAAUGCUUGGAAGAAAUGAAAGGGGUGAAGCUGCUAGAACCCAACACCUUCCCUCGCUUGCAUGCAUGGGCUGAGAAUUUCAAACAAGUUUCUGUAAUCAAAGACAACCUUCCUGACUACACCAAAGUGUUGCUCUAUUUAAAAUUAGUUAGGGAGAAAAUUACUGCCGAGAACCCUAGCUCCAGGUAAUGUUCCAUAGCUGGCUAGCUGCUUGCUUCACUGGGAAUAACACAGACAAUUAAAGAAUGAUAAGGAUUUUGUGGCACCAACUUUUUGCCCUAUUUAUGUUUGUGGAUAAUUGGUAAUUGAUAAUAGUGACUUCAUAAUUAUGAGAUGUGUGUGU
Juglans microcarpa x Juglans regia is the source of this 918-nucleotide messenger RNA. Its product is annotated as probable glutathione S-transferase. Gene Ontology annotation, biological process: glutathione metabolic process. Lineage: Eukaryota; Viridiplantae; Streptophyta; Magnoliopsida; Fagales; Juglandaceae. Gene Ontology annotation, molecular function: glutathione transferase activity. The record is from RefSeq and is a predicted model, not a curated record. Bases 84 to 764 code for a protein of 226 amino acids. The transcript has 2 exons. Gene Ontology annotation, cellular component: cytoplasm.